Molecule: messenger RNA, 1160 nt
Organism: Morone saxatilis (striped sea-bass)
Lineage: Eukaryota; Metazoa; Chordata; Actinopteri; Moronidae
Exons: 5
Coding region: 94-840 (248 amino acids)
Source: RefSeq, a predicted model, not a curated record
AUCAACUGUACAAUUUUCGGUCUGGAUUAUGUGACUGUGGGUGUGCCGAGCAGCAUUGAAUGUGCUGCCAACUGCCCCAGAUGUACCUAUUCUAUGUCUUUGGAUGGACAGAGCGCCCAGGGUCAGGGCAAUGUGUUAGCCUUCACUGUUAACAGCUGGGUGGAGGCCUUAACAGUGACAUGUACAGCCACAGAUGACGAAGCAAAGCAGACUGCCACAACUACAAAGAAACUGCAAGUGUUAGCUGGACCUGCCAACGUUUCCAUCACAGGCCCUGAGUUGAUGAAUCCGGCAGUGAGCCAUACCUACAGCUGUCACGCCUACUGUCGGCCAUCUUGUACCUAUGCCUGGAAGAUAGAUAAAGGUCCAUGGAUUAGUGGUCAAGGGAAUGUUAUUUCGGUCACUCCUCGAGAGAUGGACAACUCUAAAAUCCUCAUCUGCAAAGCCACCAAUAGUGUGUCCGGGCUGUUUGUCGCCGCUACUCGAAACAUAGCCGUGAUAUCUGGUCCAUCAGAGAUUCAGAUCAAAGGCCCUGAUCUAAUAGAAAUGUCAAAAAAGUACAAGUUUGUGUGUACUGCUGAAUGUCUGCCCUCUUGUCGCUACGUGUCGUCUGUGGACAGUCAGACUGUGAGGGGCAAUGUGAUUGAGAUGACAGUGGAUCAUCCACUUAAAUCUGUCACCCUCAAGUGUGAGGCACAAAACACUGCUUCGAGGAAGACAGCAACAGCCUCAAAAACUGUACAAAUAACAGGGUCAGAUCGAAGCCUGUCCACUCGUCCUGGAAAGACUUCAGCUGUGCUGCUGCUGGCCUUCAUCGUUUCUGCUGCAUUCACACUGUGAUCCCACUGCAAACAGGUCUUUCUACAACCUGUGAAUGACCCUGUGAUGAAGAAAGGUGGUUGAAUUAUGGAGAACUAAUGACUCAUGUACCUGUGAUCUCACACUGCAUAUUAUUCCUUUCCAUCAGUCUGCAUGUUGACAGUGGGCUGAACCCUGUUUGCACUUUCUAGCGAGAGCAAUUGAAGCAGCAGGGAGUGUGCACAUGUAAUGUCAGAAUUUGUUGACUUGUUAGGAUAUUUGUACGAUUCUUCUGCAUUGGUACAUCUGAAAUAUUAAAAAAUGUAUGCCUGUAGAUAAAUAAAAUGCACUGAUGACUUUUA